ACGGUCUAUAACUUGGCAGAUGUGGCCUGCAAGUGCCAUGGGGUGUCCGGUUCCUGCAGUCUGAAGACCUGUUGGCUGCAGCUGGCUGAUUUCCGGAAAGUUGGGGAUGCCCUGAAGGAGAAAUACGACAGUGCUGCUGCUAUGAAACUCAACAGCCGGGGCAAACUGGUGCUGGUGAAUAACCGCUUCAAUAUCCCCACAACCCAGGACCUGGUCUACAUCGACCCGAGCCCGGACUACUGUGUGCGCAACGAGAGCACGGGGUCCCUGGGCACGCAGGGCCGCCUCUGCAAUAAGACCUCGGAAGGCAUGGAUGGCUGUGAGCUCAUGUGCUGCGGCCGAGGCUACGACCAGUUCAAGACGGUACAGACAGAACGCUGCCACUGCAAAUUUCAUUGGUGUUGUUAUGUCAAAUGCAAGAAAUGCACUGAGAUCGUGGACCAGUUUGUGUGCAAAUAGCGGGGUUGCUGCCUCCUGCAGGGGGCACCCUCUCUACCCCAGGACCAUCUCCACUUUAUUUAUAGAGCUCAAUGAUGUCCUCCCCUCGCCCCACACCCCCAGCCCCCAGUUGCAAAUAGAAGCAA
Messenger RNA from Gracilinanus agilis (Agile Gracile Mouse Opossum), 584 nucleotides. RefSeq names its product protein Wnt-5a. Lineage: Eukaryota; Metazoa; Chordata; Mammalia; Didelphimorphia; Didelphidae. The annotation marks the transcript as partial. Gene Ontology annotation, biological process: cell fate commitment; multicellular organism development; neuron differentiation. Gene Ontology annotation, molecular function: cytokine activity; frizzled binding. The transcript has a single exon. The record is from RefSeq and is a predicted model, not a curated record. Gene Ontology annotation, cellular component: extracellular region.